UUCAGAUUGCUGCAGCUCCCAGUGCAGACUCACCUGUGGCCUUUACAUUCAAAACCUUUUUUCCUCUGUGAUUUCUUGCCUGUCCUCUCCCUCCCUCCUGCUGCGACUGUGCGACUGUGGCCCAGGUGUGGACAUGAUCAGUAAGAUGCUGAAGAUGCAGAUGCUGGAGGACGAGGACGACCUGGCCUACGCUGAGACCGAGAAGAAGACGAGGACAGACUCCACGUCCGACGGGCGCCCCGCCUGGAUGCGGACGCUGCACACCACCGCGUCCAACUGGCUCCACCUCAUCCCCCAGACGCUGAGCCACCUCAAGCGCACCGUGGAGAACAUCAAGGAUCCUUUGUUCAGGUUCUUUGAGAGAGAAGUGAAGAUGGGCGCGAAGCUGCUUCAGGACGUUCGCCAGGACCUCGCGGAUGUCGUCCAGGUGUGCGAAGGAAAGAAGAAGCAGACCAACUACCUGCGCACACUGAUCAACGAGCUGGUGAAAGGAAUCCUGCCUCGGAGCUGGUCCCACUACACGGUGCCUGCCGGCAUGACGGUCAUCCAGUGGGUGUCCGACUUCAGCGAGAGGAUCAAACAGCUGCAGAACAUCUCACAGGCGGCCGCGUCUGGUGGCGCCAAGGAACUGAAGAACAUCCACGUGUGCCUGGGUGGCCUGUUCGUGCCUGAGGCGUACAUCACUGCCACCAGGCAGUACGUGGCCCAGGCCAACAGCUGGUCCCUGGAGGAGCUCUGCCUGGAAGUCAACGUCACCACCUCACAGAGUGCCACCCUUGACGCCUGCAGCUUUGGCGUCACAGGUUUGAAACUUCAAGGGGCCACAUGCAACAACAACAAGCUGUCACUGUCCAACGCCAUCUCAACCGCCCUGCCCCUGACGCAGCUGCGCUGGGUGAAGCAGACCAAUUCGGAGAAGAAGGCCACUGUGGUGACCCUACCCGUCUACCUGAACUUCACCCGUGCAGACCUUAUCUUCACCGUCGACUUUGAAAUUGCUACAAAGGAAGAUCCUCGCAGCUUCUACGAGCGGGGUGUUGCAGUCUUGUGCACAGAGUAGGACUAAACUUUUUUCUCGCUCCCCUUUCUGUAAUAGUGAGAGCUGCUAUUUAACAUGUAUUCAUUAUUAAAAUGUUUGGAAGGUCUGAGCUUGUGAAAAGGAAGUGGUUGGUUUGAGACUGGAGGAAGCUGAACGGAAUCUGACAGUUGGGAGUGGUGGGAAUGGGAAGGAUACCAGGUGUUUGGGAGGGCCAGUGGCAUGGCUCCUUUGAGGAAAUAAAACACUAAGCAUGAGC
Molecule: messenger RNA, 1295 nt
Organism: Sapajus apella (tufted capuchin)
Lineage: Eukaryota; Metazoa; Chordata; Mammalia; Primates; Cebidae
Product: cytoplasmic dynein 1 heavy chain 1-like
Exons: 6
Coding region: 134-1060 (308 amino acids)
Biological process (GO): microtubule-based movement
Cellular component (GO): dynein complex
Molecular function (GO): dynein intermediate chain binding; dynein light intermediate chain binding; minus-end-directed microtubule motor activity
Source: RefSeq, a predicted model, not a curated record